Striga hermonthica is the source of this 645-nucleotide messenger RNA. The record is from the annotation of a GenBank genome assembly. Lineage: Eukaryota; Viridiplantae; Streptophyta; Magnoliopsida; Lamiales; Orobanchaceae.
AUGAACCCACCGGAGUUCUUCUCCAGCGGCGGCGGAGGAGACGGCAGCCGUCCCUCGCCCAGGAGGGAGCUUCAGGGUCCACGCCCCGCGGCACUCAAGGUUAACAAAGACUCGUACAAGAUCCGGAAACCGCCUAUUGCGCGGCCGCCCCACCCGCAGCCUCCGCCACCGGGGGAUCCGCCGCAGACAUCCGCGGAUGAUCGCCAGCCGGUGAUAAUCUACGCCGUCUCGCCCAAAGUCAUCCACACCACCGUCAGUGACUUCAUGGGCCUGGUGCAGCGCCUCACCGGCAACGGCGGGUCCGAAGGCGGGAACCUCUCUCCCGCGGCCAGGCUGGCGUCGAUCGAGAGAACCAGCCCCGCUAAGGAGAGGGAAAUCGUCGCCGGAGAGAGAAGCCAUGGCGAUUUGGUCGGAGAUCUGCUGCAGGACAGCGUGGUGGAGUUAGGUAGGGUUCCGGGAAUAUUGUCUCCGGCUCCGGCGAGCCUGCCGCCAGUAUCUGCCGGAUUGUUCUCGCCGACUGCAGUGGACCCGUUUAUGAGUGGGUACAACAUGUUCAUCCCGAGCCCGUCGACCUUGUUUUCGGUUCCCAUGGCGUCGCCGUCGCCCUCGUCGUUAGAUCUAUUCAACCCCUUCUUUGACUUUUAG